UGGCUGUUUAUUCCUGUGUUUGUCACCUUUGGCCCUUAAAGCAGCCACUUUCCCAUUUGGAACUUACUCUCGGCAGCUGCUGACAAAACAGGAAGUGAUUAGAAUAAAACCAAAUAUGGCAUCUACCAUGAGGAGUUUGUUUUCUGACCACAGCAGAUAUGUGGAGUCUUUUCGGAGGUUUCUCAACAAUUCCACGGAACACCAGUGCAUGCAGGAAUUCUUCGACAAGAAGCUGCCAGGCAUAAUAGCGAGGAUUGGAGACACAAAAUCAGAAAUUAAGAUUCUAAGCAUUGGCGGAGGUGCAGGUGAAAUUGAUCUUCAAAUUCUCUCCAAAGUGCAGGCUCAAUACCCAGGAGUUCACAUCAGUAAUGAAGUUGUCGAACCAAGCACUGAACAAAUCGCCAAGUACAAAGAGUUUGUAGCCAAGUCAUCAAACCUCGAGAACAUAAAGUUUGUUUGGCAUAAAGAGACAUCAUCUGAAUAUCAAAAUAGAAUGAUAGAGAAAAAAGAACUUCAGAAGUGGGACUUUAUUCAUAUGAUUCAGAUGCUGUAUUAUGUAAAAGACAUCCCAGCUACCUUGAAAUUCUUCCAUAGUCUCUUAGCUUCCAAUGCUAAGAUUCUUAUUAUUCUUGUGUCAGGAAUCAGUGGCUGGGACAAGCUAUGGAAAAAGUAUGGAUCCCGCUUACCCCGUGAUGACCUCUGCCAGUAUGUUACAUCUACUGACCUCACUCAGAUGCUGGACAAGUUGGGGAUUAAGUAUGAGUGUUAUGACCUUCUGUCCACCAUGGACAUAUCUGACUGUUUUAUUGAUAGCAAUGAAAAUGGAGACCUGCUUUGGGAUUUUUUGACAGAAACCUGCAACUUUAAUACAACAGCGCCACCUGAUCUCAAAGCAGAAAUUGUGAAAGAUCUGCAGGAGCCUGAAUUUAGUGUAAAGAAAGAUGGAAAGGUUCUUUUCAAUAACAGUCUGAGUUUCAUAGUGGUUGAUGCAUAAAUAUCAAUCAUGAGAGUGUGUUAAAAAAUUCUAUUUUGAACAAUGUUGAUCAUUCAUUUAUUUCUGUAUUAAAAUUACAAAUGCAUCUUGUAAAAUUAUCUCUUAUGUGUAAAAUCUAAAAAAUUCCAAGACAUUCUUCCAUGUAGACUCAUAUAUGAUAUUGCUGGUGUUAUCCAUCCCAUCCCUUCUACAAGUAAGCAGACCAUGUGCGAGCUAAAUACCACAUAAACUAGAAAAAUAAGACAACUAGGUUUCACUGGCUUAAUGACGAUAAAGUCCUUUCCAUUUGUUGAUUGUAUUGGAAUUUCCUAAAAUAUUAAAAAAUUGUGUACUAUGUAUUUUUUAUAUAUUAGUAUGUGCUUAUUAAUACUUUGAACACUAAGAAAGUAUAUGUUUACUGUUUUUUUCUAGUUUUGUGAAGAAGUAUUUGUCUUUAUA
Molecule: messenger RNA, 1432 nt
Organism: Pteropus alecto (black flying fox)
Lineage: Eukaryota; Metazoa; Chordata; Mammalia; Chiroptera; Pteropodidae
Gene: HNMT
Product: histamine N-methyltransferase
Exons: 7
Coding region: 116-994 (292 amino acids)
Molecular function (GO): N-methyltransferase activity
Source: RefSeq, a predicted model, not a curated record